GGCGCAUGCGCACCGGGAGGCACCCGGAAGUCGCGAGCCGGUGUGGUGGAAGGAGGCGGAAUGGCGGCACGUGGUGAUCGCCUCUGCCGGCCCUGCGCCGAUUGACCCCGGGCUCGGUGGCUUACACCGACCACCCCCCCCCUACCCACACCCAGGUCGCGUCGCGUCCGUGUUGGUCCAGCCGUAGCGGCGGGCCCGUCGUCGUAUUCAGCGCCGUCGCCGCAGCAGCAGCCAUGGGUCCCGCGAUCGCCGUGCUGCUGGUGCUGAUGGGAUGUUGCAGCAACGUCUACUCGCUGGAAAUGCUGGCCAGAAAAUACCCAGGGUGCGGCAACAUUGUCACGUUUUCCCAGUUCCUCUUCAUCGCUUUGGAGGGCUUCAUUUUUGAGAUGAAGUUUGGGAAGAAGAAGCCGGUGAUUCCCAUCAGGCACUACACCGUUAUGGUGAUAAUGUUCUUUGCCGUGAGCGUGCUCAACAACUACGCCCUCAACUUCAACAUCGCCAUGCCGCUGCACAUGAUCUUCCGAUCGGGGUCACUCAUCGCCAACAUGGUUCUCGGAAUCAUUAUUCUCAAGAAAAGGUACACGCUGCCCAAGUACCUCUCCAUUGUGCUGGUCUCGCUUGGAAUUUUCAUCUGCACGUUCAUGUCGGCGAAGCAAGUGGCAUCGGACUACAAUGCUGCUAAGGACGAUGGUGUUUAUGCCAUCAUCACCUGGCUUAUUGGAAUCGGCAUGUUGACGUUUGCACUCUUCAUGUCCGCGAGGAUGGGCAUUUUUCAGGAAGAAUUGUACGCUCGCUUCGGCAAGCACCCACGCGAGGCCCUGUUCUACAAUCACGCUUUGCCACUACCAGGUUUCUUGCUGCUGGCAAAGGACAUUUACAACCAAGGGGUGCUCUUUAGCCAAUCGGCGCCAGUGGCGCUGCCUUGGCUGGACCUGGCCGUGCCGGAGAUGUGGCUGAUGCUGCUGGUCAACAUCAUCACCCAGUACGUGUGCAUCCGCGCGGUGUUCGUGCUCACCACGGAGUGCGCGUCCCUCACCGUCACGCUGGUGGUGACGCUCCGCAAGUUUAUCAGCCUCAUCCUGUCCAUCCUCAUCUUUAAGAACGCCUUCACGACGUGGCACUGGCUGGGCACCGGCGUCACCUUCCUGGGAACACUGCUCUACAUCUACACGUCGACCCCCGCCAAAGCGCCAGUGCCAGAGAAGCAGAAGAAGGGGCAGUAGAGGCCGCGGUAAGGCUCACAGGUGGCAGCUCCCCCCACCCCCCUGGCCUCCCGGCCCCUCCCCGCCAUGGGGGGCAUUGAAAAGGAUGUGAAAGUAAGAGGCCCGCCCAUACUGAACAUGUGAAAAUGAGCUUCAUAGCUCAUCAGAUUUUUCCAAUCUAAAUAUAUCUUCCGCUGUGGGAGGGGGGCAUACAUUGUGAGCAGUUCGCAUUGAAGGAAAGAUUACAAUCCAAAAACUGAAAUAGCUGUUGUAAAAUUGAUUGCCAUUAAGGAGAAAUGGCUCCACUAAUUAAAAAAAAAAUCGUGUAAAUUUAGAGUCUUUGAUUUCCGUAACCCAAUUGUUUCCCUUUAACAAUCUGACUGGCUUGUGAGCUGUGAUAUCCCAUGUUGUUUUUACAGUUGCAUCCUGAUAAAGAGCGGUUUGGAAUUUGAUGCAAUUAGUCAUGCAUACACGAUUUAGAUUUAAGGUAUAUUCAGUGCAUUCGAAAUUAAUGUUUUCAACAAUAUAAAGGGUGUAAAUAUGUUUUACUGUGUUUACGAGUAGAAUACGUGCUUUGGAAGGACAUCUAUUGUUUUUAAAAUCACUUUUAAUCAGAAAAAUGGCACUUUAAGUAAUUUAAACCCAUUAAUAAAGCUAUUGCUGGAUGAAGGCCUCCCCACGCCGCAUUGGUUAUAGGGCUUCAUUGAUUAUACUUCACCACGCUGGUCAGCAUGGGUUGGUCACUGGACACCAAGGACUGUCACUUGUGCAACCAUUUGAACAAAAAAGUAAAUAUGAAUUAAAUUUAAAACCAAGUUAUACUUAACUGGUCUGUGUUGCAGUCCAUGGUGAGUUUUAAGUCGUAAUAAUAAAAAAGCAUUCAAGGUGCCAAUCGUGCACGCUCCAGUGAUGUUACCGUGGCUUCACUCAUGUAUUUCCUCGUACAUGUGACUCAAAAUUGUAAAUGUUUUUUUGCUUCACUAAUGAAGCAUCAAACUCAUGUCAGAUAGCUGAAGGCACAGCAUAGGUCCCCCUUUACUAGAGCUAUUUGUUUUGUUUCUAUGGGUUGCAUCAUUAUUUAAGAUAGGAAAAAAAUACUUGAUAACGCUGCUUACUGCACACAAAAAAGUUUAUUUUAGAUUAUUAAGUACAAUUAUACGCAUUAAAGAGUUCUUGUGCACAUAUCUUGCGUGCGGAAUAAGAAUGCAUAAUUGGAAUGUGUUAAUAUACUUUGCUUCCCAUUAACUUUGAGUCUGUUACAAUCCUUACCAACUUGCUGGUAUUAACUGUCGUCGGGACCGCACAAUGCAACUUGAACUUCGCACAGCCAGGAUCAUCCAAGUGAAACUCUGUGUUCUUGGGAGAUAUCAUUACCAUCACGAGCGGCAAGGUCAAGGGUCAUUGCCAUACGAGGCCAAGUUCUCUCGUACACCCACAGGGUUGUGCACUUUCUGUUGCCUGCGUUUGCGGGUGUGCACUUUUGUUAGUGCAUGAGCCGAGGGCUUGGUCGGUACCACCUGAGGUGGCAAAUUCUGUUUGUAUCCACCAUGGGCAGAAACCUUAGCGUGUAUAUAGUCUUUCACAUACGCACUGACUAUAUGUUUGCAUGUUCGGCAAAUGCGUUUUCACUUUUUUUUUAAUUAAAACUUGAUUUUUUUAUUAAAACUGAUUUUCACUUCCGUUUGCCAAGGUAUUUUGAUUGUUUUAACUGAACUUAAUUACAAAAAAAUCCAGAAUAAUAUGGAAACAUCCAAAGAAAUUCAGAGGAAUCUAAAACAUCCGUUGCACCCCAGGUCCUGGCUCCCAGUGACUUGCACGUUCCCACAGUUAACAUGAUUUUGGAGUGACAGUGUUGCGUGCAAGUAAAGGAGCGCAAGACUUAAGUCUUCGGGGCCUGGUUUAAAGUCAAGGAACAUCAAUGACGAUAGACCAACUACCAUGCACUUCAAGGCUCUUGCGGCAAGAACAAUCUCCUAAAAACACGCUUUUAUUUGUACACAAUGACAGACUAGCUUGUAUGUAUUUGUUACAUCAAGUGUGACUUCAAUCUGUGCCCAUAAACUUUUCAAAAUUGUGAUAUUGUGUGUCCGUCCGGGUGAUUAUUGUAAGGCUGUAUCUCAUCGCCAAUUGUCAAGUCAUGAUGUACUUUUAUACCUAUGAUGUGCACAUACUAUUGCUUGAACUGGAAUGCAGUGUUUGUAUGCUGAAAUGUUUGGUGAAGAGGUCGUCAUUUUAUACUGAAUCCUGCAGUCCUUGCCAGCAUUGUCCAGCGAUUUACAUCCGAUUGAUUCCUAAUCUCUGCCCGCGAUGGCCUAACAAUGGUCACUGGCUAUGUGUAACUGUCUAUGUGGUGCAAAGCACACGUGUAAUAAAGUUCACGCGUAAGUGUGCUUCCCCCAAAAGCCUGAGAACAAUGAGACUGAUAUAGUUUAAUGACCGUCAAAAAGUUCAGGGUAUAUUAGUCUGUAUUCUAAUUUAUGAGUGAAUAAAUAUCAAGUCUAAUAUA
Petromyzon marinus (sea lamprey) is the source of this 3708-nucleotide messenger RNA. RefSeq names its product solute carrier family 35 member B4 (gene SLC35B4). Gene Ontology annotation, biological process: UDP-N-acetylglucosamine transmembrane transport. The record is from RefSeq and is a predicted model, not a curated record. Gene Ontology annotation, molecular function: UDP-N-acetylglucosamine transmembrane transporter activity; UDP-xylose transmembrane transporter activity. NCBI's taxonomy places the organism in Eukaryota, Metazoa, Chordata, Hyperoartia, Petromyzontiformes, Petromyzontidae. Gene Ontology annotation, cellular component: endoplasmic reticulum membrane; Golgi membrane.